UAAAUAUAAACAAAUUAGUAGCUGUCAAAUUGCUGAUCGAAGUGUAAUGGCUUGUAAUAUAAUGACAUGAUUAAGUUUAAUUGUUUUUAAAUUUAAAUAAUUAUUGCUUGUGUUGAGCUAAACUGAUCUCUACAAGAUGUGGUUGAAGUGUAAUGGCUUACGUUGAAAUAACAUCGAUAUUUUUUACAUAUAUUUUAAUUUAAACAACUAUCGCUAAAGCAUUAUUGCUGAAAUUAUAUCUGCAAUAUGUGUUCUUGUUAUGUGUCAGAAACACUACUCGAAAUAGAAAAACGACAAUGUAAUGCACUAUCAGCAAUUUCUUUUAAUGAAAAAGUGUGCUAUGUUUACAAUCCUUUAGAGUACGCUAAAGAAACUCAUGAAUACUAUGUGCGAACAUUUUGUCCAAAUUCAAAAUUAAUUUUAUUCUUGGGAAUGAAUCCUGGACCAUUUGGAAUGGCACAAAAUGGGGUACCAUUUGGUGAUUCUUUUUAUGUGAACAACUGGUUGAAAAUCAAGGGGAAUGUUAGCAAGCCUAAAAAGGAACACCCUAAAAGACAAAUACAUGGUUUAAGUUGUCCAAGAUCAGAGGUCAGUGGGCAAAGAUUUUGGUCUUAUCUAGCUGAAACAUGCAAAACUCCAGAAAAGUUUUUUCAACAUUGCUAUGUCCACAACUAUUGUCCUAUUUCAAUGAUGACAGCCACUGCAAAAAAUAUAACUCCACCAGAGUUGAAGGCGAAUGAAAAAAAGCUAUUGCUAGACAUUUGUGAUGAAUCUUUAAUUCAAAUAAUUAACCUUCUUGGUGUGAAGUGUAUUGUGGGUAUUGGAAAGUUUGCAGAAGAUCGUGUAAAAAAAGUGCUCAAAACUCAUGCUAUUACUAAUAUUGCAGUGAUUGGAAUUAUGCAUCCCAGUCCUAUCAAUCCUGCCGCUAAUAAAGGGUGGAAAAACAUAGUACAUCAGCAACUUGAAAAUUCUGGUGUUCUUAAAUAUUUAUUAUAGGAGGAAAUUUUUAGUUUUUUGCCUAGAUUUCUUCCAAUGCUUCAUUUUCCUGUUUCAAAAAAAGAAAUUUAUUCUUACCACAUUUCUAAAAAAGUUAUAAAAUUUGUUAAUAAAUAGUGCUACUGACUGAAAAAACUAUUAAGCAAUUUCUUCUGUUGCAUGUGAGACCAAUUUAACUGAAAUAUUUGCACAGGGGUCUGUUAAUUUUGUCAUGAGAUUGUGCCAGAGUACUGCUGCAAUUGUUGUUUAUUCUAAAAACAUUAUUUUGUAGUGUUUCUUAGGUAGCAACGCCAUCUGUUUACAAAUUUUUUAACUAAUUUAAAACUUGGUUCAGAUAGAUUAUCUAGUUUCUUAAGCAAAAAGUAGGUAGUAAAUCAUUCAUGUUUCCAUCACCCUCAGUUUUUAAUUUUAAAUUUAUUUUUAAAAUCGUAAGUUACUUUUAUGUCACUCGGUAAAACAAAUGAAAGAUGUUUUUGUUUGAGAGAGAAGCGUCCUUUUCACACUCUUCAAGGUGUAAAUUAUGAGGGACAUUCAAAUGAAACCCGGUCACUAGUGUAAAUUAAGGGUAACAAUUUUAUCAACUCACAAAUGUAGUUAUACACAGUACACGUACUCAGAAAUAGUCUCCAAAACUGUUGGUACUUUUAUCCCAUUGCAAUGCUAGCAGGUCGAUACCAUCUUUGAAGAAGGUAGGUUGUUGUCGGAUCCAGGCACACACGUCAUCAUCCUUUGUGAAUCGAUGUCCGCGAAAAGCUUGUUUUAGAAGUCCAAAAACAUGAAAGUCACACGGUGAAAGGUCUGGACUGUAUGGUGGAUGUUCCAGCGUCCUUGCUCCUCGCUGUUCCUGAUUAUUUGCCUGCAUGUUCCAUAAUGGACAAUAACUUGUGUGACCUCCUUCUCUUUGGUGUGCAACCACACUGUCGCUAUGCAAUUUCAAACGUUGCGCAUGUAUCAGUCUCUCUACCAUUGAUGGUGCCAUCAUUCACGCAGUUACGUGGCGCACCAUUACGUCUAAUGCGAAGUUAGAGGCACUGACCAGGUUUCAUUUGAAUGACCCUCUUAUAUUAUCAUUUUGCCUAAAUCACAUGUUGAGGUGUUACAUAUCUUUUAAAGAUACUUUCAUUGUUGAAGUUCUUUAUGAUUCAGUUUAGUUUUUUAAAACAUCAUCAUCAGCAUAUCUAUUUUAAUGUAUGUUAAGAUAUGGUGCAUAUCUUGGUGAAAAGAUUUACCUAUUGUAUAUGUCGACCCCCAAUUUUUGAUGAUGGAGUAGCAAUUUUUUUGGUAUGUGUGGUUUAUAAGUCAAUUGACUUUGAUGGGUUGAUGACACAGUAAAUGGUUUAAUUAUUCUUCAUGUUGAAUUCUAUUGGAGCUUCAUUGCAUUAAGAAAGGAUGAUUGGAGAGUUCACAUGAAUUGGGAUUUGAAAACUCUGGAAUGUUGAGGCCAGAGAUGAUGAUAACAAAAAUACUAAAAAAUUGGUAACAUUGGAAUUGAAUGGACAAUAACUGUUGCGAAUCCUCAACUGUUGAAAGCCGGUAAAUUUUCGGUAAAAGGCAAAAGAGCCUUCAAAAAACAGCAUUAAACAUUUUAAAAAUAAUUUAUUAAGAUACUCAUAGUGCAUAUUCUCAACUACAAGAUAAACUACAGCAGUGUCCUUAGUUUAUAUAACAGUAUUAAUUUAUAAUAUAAAAAAGUGACAGUGUUUAAAUUUUGAUUUAAAAUAUUCAUUGUGUUACGAUGUGUGUGUGUGAAGAGUCUAAAAUUUGUUUUACAAUUGUCAUGCCUGUAUUUUUAUGAAUAUAUGGAUGGGGUUUCAGCAAAAAUUUGUUAUGUUUGGUUAUUUAUGUUGUUUUAUUUUCUUUGUAUAUGAAUUAAUUCUUUUCUUUAUAUUUGUUACUUUGAGAAUCCAAACUGAGAGAAUGUCAUUGUUUUGUUUAUAAUCUACAUGUAUUCUAAAAGAAUAGAGACUGUCAAAUAUCUUGAAGCCGGCACAUUGAAUCAAAUAUCUAAAAAUACACGUGAAAGAUUUGUUAAAUGAUAUCAAACUCAACUCUCAAUCUAAACUCUUGGAUGUAGGGCAGAAUACGUUAUUAAAGUUUUAAAAUGGGAUCUAGAUUUUUGUUUUCAUUCCAGAUUAAAAAUUGAUUGUCCAUUUUGAGUUGUAGUGAAACUAACUGUUAAUUUAGCUUAUAGCUAAAUAUUUACUAUAUCGUUUUUCCAAAAUCAAUUACUGAUUUUGAAGAGUGUUUGAGUAACGAACAGAGUUUGUUACUCAACAGAACCAGUUAAACUUUUUUCCUGGCUUCAAAUAUCAACAAAAGAUAGGGUAAAUAUUUAAAGGGAAAAUGGAACAAUUAAAAAACGCUCCACCCCUCAUGCUUUGUCAUUUGACUUUCAAGUCUUGUCUUUUGUUGCACAGAUGGUGCUGUAGUCAUUAAGAUGCAAAUUGUUUAAAAUGUUUCCAUAAGAAAUAUAUCGUGGGUUGAUAAAAUAAAGAGAAUUGAACAAGU
Parasteatoda tepidariorum (common house spider) is the source of this 3504-nucleotide messenger RNA. It is a transcript of the gene Smug, whose product is annotated as Single-strand-selective monofunctional uracil-DNA glycosylase. Gene Ontology annotation, molecular function: single-strand selective uracil DNA N-glycosylase activity; oxidized pyrimidine nucleobase lesion DNA N-glycosylase activity. The record is from RefSeq and is a predicted model, not a curated record. NCBI's taxonomy places the organism in Eukaryota, Metazoa, Arthropoda, Arachnida, Araneae, Theridiidae. Gene Ontology annotation, biological process: base-excision repair.